AUGAGUCCGUUCUGCCUAGUCUAUGGAAAGGCUUGUCACCUUUCGGUAGAGGUAGAACACAAGGCUUACUGGGCUAUAAAGAAAUGCAACUCAGGAUUGGGAGGAGCCAGAAUUGAAAGAAAAUUACAACUAGAGAAAUUGGAGUACAUUCGACUAGAAGCUUAUAAAAACUCAAGGCUCUACAAAGAAAAGGUGAAAGUGGUACAUGAUUAUAACAUCAAGAGAAGAGAGAUUAGAGUUAGGGAUCAAGUCCUUCUCUACAACUCAAGGUUGAGAUUAAUGCCGGGCAAACUGAGGUCAAGAUGGGAUAGACCCUACGUGGUGGAGAAGGUUGAACCGUAUGGAGUUGUCUACCUAAGUCCCUCCUCAAACCCUACCUUCUUCAAAGUCAAUGGCCACCGUUUAAAGCUUUAUCAUGGUGCACAAGUGAAGAACAAAAAGGAGCUGGUGAUCUUUCUCUUGAAGGACCCAGCCAAGGAAGAGAACUGA
Molecule: messenger RNA, 489 nt
Organism: Arachis stenosperma
Lineage: Eukaryota; Viridiplantae; Streptophyta; Magnoliopsida; Fabales; Fabaceae
Exons: 1
Coding region: 1-489 (162 amino acids)
Source: RefSeq, a predicted model, not a curated record